Molecule: messenger RNA, 3951 nt
Organism: Gambusia affinis (western mosquitofish)
Lineage: Eukaryota; Metazoa; Chordata; Actinopteri; Cyprinodontiformes; Poeciliidae
Gene: celf4
Product: CUGBP, Elav-like family member 4
Exons: 14
Coding region: 612-2186 (524 amino acids)
Biological process (GO): mRNA splice site recognition; regulation of alternative mRNA splicing, via spliceosome
Cellular component (GO): cytoplasm; nucleus; ribonucleoprotein complex
Molecular function (GO): mRNA binding
Source: RefSeq, a predicted model, not a curated record
GCAUUGAGCAGGUCCUGUCCGUUUAAACCGAGAAGACACCCAUACCAAGUCUUCAAUGCAAAAAAAAAUAAAAAAUAAAAGGAUGCCAAGAAGCUGGGACGGAGGAACGUGGGUGUAAAUAGACAGUGAACGCUGCUGCUCUCUCUCUCUCUCUCUCUCUCCUGCUCUCCUAUUUUUUUUUUCUCUCUCUCCCCCUCUCUCUCCCCCCUCUUCUUUCCUCUCUUUCUUUCUCUCUUUUAUGAAAUCAAUGAACGAGUUAUUGGGUAAGACAUAAAUACUAGGAAUCAAAGCCUCCAUCGGGACCAACUGGGCACUGCGCGCUUUUUUUAUUUUUUGCUAUGAGUCUUCGCCGCACGCUACAUGUGUUUUCCAAUCAUUGUAAAUACUGGCUUUGAUAGGACGAGAGCGGACCCUCUCUGGCACGACUUGGUCUCGGAACCCAAAUUUUCUUUUUUUUUUUUCUUUUUUUUUUUAUAUUAUUAUUUUUUUUUUCUUUUUCCUCUCCUUCUUCUUCUUCUUCACAAAAAAGAGAGAAAACGAUAACCCGCCCGUCGCCGUCUGCCGCCGUCGUCCUGUACCUCUACCCAACUCUCACCGCGGCAGGUCCGAAGAUGGCAACUUUAACCAACGGGCAGGUGGACGGCGCGGUGCACGGUGUCAGUGUCGUGUCCGCCAGCACGAACGGGCUCGUGAACGGAUUAAGCCACAGCCCGGCGGGAUGCCCGGCCACCAUACCCAUGAAGGACCACGAUGCCAUCAAACUCUUCAUCGGCCAGAUCCCCCGCAACCUGGACGAGAAGGACCUCCGGCCCCUCUUCGAGGAGUUCGGCAAGAUUUACGAGCUCACUGUGUUGAAGGACCGCUUCACGGGCAUGCACAAAGGCUGUGCCUUCCUCACCUACUGUGCCAGAGAGUCAGCCCUGAAAGCCCAGAACGCAUUGCAUGAGCAGAAGACCCUGCCAGGAAUGAACAGACCGAUCCAGGUGAAGCCAGCAGACAGUGAGAGUCGAGGAGAAGACAGAAAGCUCUUCGUGGGCAUGCUUAACAAGCAGCAGUCAGAAGAUGACGUGCGGCGCCUCUUUGAGUCCUUCGGCAGCAUCGAGGAGUGCACCAUCCUCCGAGGUCCCGACGGGAACAGCAAAGGUUGUGCGUUUGUAAAGUACUCGUCUCACGCUGAAGCUCAGGCGGCCAUCGGUGCACUACACGGCAGCCAGACGAUGCCUGGUGCCUCGUCCAGUCUGGUGGUAAAGUUCGCUGACACGGAUAAGGAGCGCACCAUCCGCCGCAUGCAGCAGAUGGCCGGUCAGAUGGGCAUCUUCAACCCCAUGGCCCUGCAGUUUGGAGCUUACGGAGCCUACGCCCAGGUGCAGCAGCAGGCAGCGUUGAUGGCGUCUGUAGGACAGGGGGGCUACCUCAGUCCUAUGGCAGCCUUUGCAGCAGCCCAGAUGCAGCACAUGGCCACCAUCAAUGGCCUCCCCGGAGCACCGCUGACCCCCACGUCAGGUGGCAGCACUCCCCCGGGCAUUAGCGCCCCCACAGUGACCAGCAUCCCCUCCCCCAUUAGCGUUAAUGGUUUUACUGGCAUGCCGCCGCCCCAGGCGAACGGCCAGCCGCCGGCAGAAGCUGUCUUCACCAACGGGAUCCACCAUUACCCGGUGUUGCAGGAGGUGGUUUUUAGGGAGGACUCGGAGAAAAACGGCCUGGGCGUGGCUCCGCGGAGUUGUUUUGGGGUUCAGGGUGGCUGCUUCCUCUCCUCUCUCUCUGAAGCAGCUCAGAGUCCCACUGCGGCCGACCCUCUCCAGCAGGCUUACACAGGAGUCCAGCAGUACGCAGCAGCCUACCCCGCCGCAUACGGUCAGAUCAGCCAAGCCUUCCCCCAUCCUCCACCCAUCAUUCCACAGCAGCAACGAGAAGGACCAGAGGGGUGCAACCUGUUCAUCUACCACCUCCCUCAGGAGUUUGGGGAUGGAGAGCUGAUGCAGAUGUUCCUGCCUUUCGGUAAUGUCAUCUCCUCCAAAGUGUUUGUGGAUCGGGCGACAAACCAAAGUAAAUGCUUUGGGUUUGUGAGCUUUGACAACCCAGGUAGUGCCCAGGCUGCCAUCCAGUCCAUGAACGGCUUCCAGAUUGGCAUGAAGAGACUGAAGGUCCAGCUCAAGAGGCCAAAGGACGCCAACCGCCCCUACUAGCCCCUUCUCCCCUGCCCCAGCCGGCCGCCGCCGUCAACAGGAAGAGACAGGAUUUGUUGAGCUGAAUAAUAUGUUGACCACUUGCUACCCACCGCUGAGCGCAAACUCAGCUUCUGGACCACAACGUCUGCUUCAGAAAAAGAGAGAAGAGAGAGAGCGAGCGAGCAUUGACCGGGUCCAGUUCACCUCCCUUUGGAUGUACUAAAACUUUUGAACUGAGAGAGCAUUUUCUGGUUAGCACCAGGACCUCUUUUCCUCCUGCACACAUAUAUACAGCUCCUCCACCUAACAAAAAAAAAAAAAAAAAAGACAACAACAAAAAAAAAACCUGCUUGAAUGACAGCUACCUUUGUCUGGACCACUGAGACUUUUACUUGAACGCAGAGAGGGGAAAAAAGUAAAAGAUCCUCCAUAAAAUCGACUGGUAAUGACCAACUCCACUAAACUCUCCAAGGGGGUUUUGGACGCCAAAAGUCCAAGAGGAAAAACAAACUUCUUAAAAACUGAACAGUGGAUUGCCGUAGGAGAUCCUUCUGAGAGACGGUUUCAAGGGUGUGUGGGUUUAUUGUUUUUUGGUUUUUUUUGGACAUCUGACUUUUGAAGGCCAAUUUCUAAGACUUCAAGCCACCGGGAGCAAAUAGAGAGAGAGAAAGAGAGGCGAGGUAGGGAAUGAGACAUUUCCGGGACAGAUUUGGGAUGGCCACCUUCAGCUCGGAGUGCCUGUCUGUUUCCAGGGAACACCGUUGCCGAGGAGAGCCGCAGCAACGGAUUCCAGGGAGUCUUAUCCGUCAUUCCUUAGUUGUUUUAGGGACCAAAAGACCAAACGUUUUUAUCGCUGAGGACUUGUAGCUCUAAUAUACUCGGACCACCGCAUCUCCUUUCGGGUCAGCGUCGCCUGCCUGGAGAGUUGCACUUAAAAGCAAGUGUACAUUUCGAAUAUAUACAAAAACCUGUAUAUAUACAUAUAUAUAUUGCCGAUAUGCUUUUUUUGAAUACAGGCAGAACUAUUUCAGACGACCAAAAGGGGUCUCUCACUUCGCUAGUUUACAAUUACGCAAAAUGUUUAUUUUUGUUCCCCUUUUCGUUUUUGUCUCGGGAGGGAUGGCGAGUGCAUGGGAGGGGCUGCUCCGUAUCACAGCCUUAUCUUUUUUAAAAUCGACAUCCUAACCUCACAGAUAAAAUAACAUCCGAAACGUUUGAAAUAUACGAACUUGUUUAUAUUUGCAGUACAUAUAUAUGUAUAACGAGCAUUCAAGCAAAUGUAUUCAUAUAUAUACGGUAUAUAUGGAUAAUAGAUAUUAAUCACAAAUAUCUGUAUUUAUAUGCACAUAUUUUAUAUAUGUGCGACUGUACAUAGAGCGGCUACUGACUACGUUGAGCUGUUAUAUAUAUUUUUUUCUUUUUUGUAGAUUUUAGAAGGAGUUUGAAGCAUUGCUCUGUUUGGGAAGAGAACCACACAUCUGGCAGCUCCCCAAAAACUGCAGGCAUUCCUAUCUCUGAUAACCUAUAUGCUGACACACGACAUGUUGCUAAAAAAGAAAAAGAAGAAAGAUCAGCGCGUGUGAGAAAACGUAUCUUCUGUAAAUAUUAUCUGAAAAAUGCAAAAAGCCACCUCUCAGUAGCAGGCUUUAAGGGAAUCGGGCUAAAGAGGAUUUUCUUUAGAGGAAAAGGACAAUUAUCUUCGACUCUAUUCCAAAACAUAUCAUGUGAGCUCACACACACACACACACACACACACACACACACACAAACUUCUCUUUGAAAC